Molecule: messenger RNA, 1578 nt
Organism: Microdochium trichocladiopsis
Lineage: Eukaryota; Fungi; Ascomycota; Sordariomycetes; Xylariales; Microdochiaceae
Exons: 4
Coding region: 1-1578 (525 amino acids)
Biological process (GO): acetate metabolic process
Cellular component (GO): mitochondrion
Molecular function (GO): acetate CoA-transferase activity; acetyl-CoA hydrolase activity
Source: RefSeq, a predicted model, not a curated record
AUGGCGUCACCAGUGGCUUCGGCACUCCUCAAGUCCCGCAUUCGGCGGCCGUCUAUGCUCUCCAAGCUCUGCCGCGCAGAGGACAUGCUCAAGCACUUCCCCAACGGCGCGUACCUUGGCUGGUCUGGUUUCACUGGUGUCGGCUACCCCAAGAAAAUCCCCACCUUCCUCGCCGACCAUGUUGAGAAGAACAACCUGCAGGGCAAGAUGCGCUACGGCCUCUUCGUCGGCGCUUCCUCCGGCGCCGAGACGGAGAGCAGGUGGGCCUCGCUCGACAUGAUUGAGAGGCGGAGCCCUCACCAGGUCGGCAAGUCCAUUGCCAAGGGCAUCAACGAGGGUCGCAUCAACUUCUUUGACAAGCACUUGUCCAUGUUCCCUUCAGAUCUCGUCUAUGGCUUCUACACCAAGGACCGGAAAAACCAGAACCUCGAUGUUGUCAUUGUGGAGGCAACCGACAUUCUUGAGGAUGGCAGUAUUGUUCCGGGUGCCUCUGUUGGUGCCACGCCCGAGCUGAUGCAGAUCGCCGACAAGAUCAUCAUUGAGGUCAACACGGCCCUUCCCAGCUUCGAGGGUCUGCACGACAUUACCAUGACCGACCUGCCGCCCAACCGCAAGCCAUAUCUCAUCAUGGGUGUCGAGGACCGCAUUGGCCGGACCUCGAUCCCGCUUGACCCCGAGAAGGUUGUCGGCAUCGUCGAGUCGGAUUACCGGGACCAGACGCUGCCCAACACCGCCGCUGACGAAGGCUCGGCGACCAUUGCCAGCCAUCUGAUCGAGUUCUUUGACCACGAGGUCAAGCACGGCCGCCUGCCCAAGAACCUGCUGCCCCUGCAGUCCGGCAUUGGCAACAUUGCCAACGCCGUCAUUGGCGGCCUCGCCGACAGCAACUACCAGCACCUGAACGUCUGGACCGAGGUCAUCCAGGACACAUUCCUGGACCUCUUUGACUCUGGCAAGCUUGACUUUGCUACCGCGACCUCGAUCCGCUUCAGUCCCGAGGGCUUCGACCGGUUCUACAACAACUGGGACGCGUACUACCACAAGCUGCUCCUGCGGCCGCAGGCCGUCAGCAACGCGCCCGAGAUCAUCCGCCGCCUGGGCGUCAUCGGCAUGAACACGCCCGUCGAGGUGGACAUCUACGCGCACGCCAACAGCACAAACGUCAUGGGCAGCCGCAUGCUCAACGGCCUCGGCGGGUCGGCCGACUUCCUGCGCAACUCCAAGUACUCGAUCAUGCACACGCCCUCGACGCGGCCCACCAAGACCGACGAGCACGGCGUCUCGUGCAUCGUGCCCAUGUGCACGCACGUCGACCAGACCGAGCACGACCUCGACGUCGUGGUGACCGAGGUCGGCCUCGCCGACGUCCGCGGCCUGUCCCCCCGCGAGCGCGCCCGCGUCAUCAUCGACAAGUGCGCCCACGAGGUCUACCGCCCCAUCCUCAAGGAGUACCUCGAAAAGGCCGAGUUUGAGUGCUUGCGCAAGGGCAUGGGCCACCAGCCGCACCUGCUCUUCAACAGCUUCGACAUGCACAAGGCGCUCGUCGAGGAGGGCAGCAUGCGCAAGGUCAAGUGGUAG